Paramisgurnus dabryanus is the source of this 2429-nucleotide messenger RNA. Lineage: Eukaryota; Metazoa; Chordata; Actinopteri; Cypriniformes; Cobitidae. The record is from RefSeq and is a predicted model, not a curated record.
UGUCCUUGGAAACUCCAAGUGCGCGCCUGCGGAUGGUCAGGGGACCAAACGCACGGACACCGCAACACCCGAGUGAUGGAGGCUGAAGUUCGGGAUCGCCAUGAAUGACAAAUAUCACAGGGCAGCUCGAGAUGGCUACCUUGACCUGCUGAAAGAAGCGACGCGGAAGGACCUGAACGCUCCGGAUGAGGAUGGCAUGACACCGGUCCUAUGGGCCGCGUACCACGGCAACUUGGACGCCUUGCGGCUUGUGGUGGGCAGAGGGGGCGACCCAGAUAAGUGUGACAUAUGGGGGAACACGCCACUCCACUUGGCUGCUGCCAACGGUCAUCUCAACUGCUUGUCUUUUCUGGUGUCUUUUGGUGCCAACGUGUGGUGCCUGGACAACGACUACCACACACCGCUGGACAUGGCUGCCACCAAGAAUCACAUGGACUGUGUGCGCUAUCUGGACUCCAUUGCUGCCAAGCAGACAACCCUUAACCCCAAACUAGUAAGCAAGCUGAAGGACCGAGCUUUCCGCAAUGCUGAAAGGCGCAUCAAAGAAUGCGCAAAACUGCAGCAGAAGCACCGUCGGCGUAUGGAGCGCAAAUUUCAGAGAGAGACGACGGAAGCGUCCGUCUCUGAUGUCAUGAGCUUUUCCAGCUACGCAAGCAGCACGUUGAGUCGCAAGUUACACCACUUCAACACUGCCACAAGUGUGCCAUACUCCCAGGCUACUCUACAUGCCACAGCCAGGGGCAAAACUAAGAUCCAGAAGAAGCUUGAGAAGAAAAAGCAAGGCGACGGGACCUUCAAGAUCUACGAAGAUGGACGAAAAAGUGUCCACUCUUUGUCUGGCCUACAACUGGGAAAUGACGUCAUGUUCUUGAAGCAGGGUACAUACGUCAAUCCUAAAGAUCGGUCCCGUCGCAAUAUACGAGACAUGUUCCCAGGUGACAAUGAGGAUGCCAUCUCACGUGCCAUCAGUGAGCCUGACCUGCACGGGCAAGACGUGGAGCGCUCGGAGAUCAGCACCGAUUCGGGUCACGACUCGCUCUUCAACCGUCCAGGACUCGGCACCAUGGUCUUCCGCCGUAACUAUGUGAGCGGCGGACUUUUGGGCAUCGGACACAGAGACGAAGGCAGUCUGGCAGGCAGCGAGCGAGUCGAUAACGUGCGCCUGCACAGUCGAAUGCAUCGGCAGCCCGGUAUGGACAAUGACAGCAUCGGAAGCGCUCGUAGCCUGCAGGAGAGGAACGAGCAGGAGCUGCCGUGGGAGGAGGUGGAGCUGGGGCUGGACGACGAUGACGAGCCUGAGACGAGUCCGCUGGAAGUCUUUCUGGCCACACAGAGCAUGAAUGAAUUCAUUCCUAUCUUAAAAAGAGAAAAAAUUGAUCUGGAUGCCCUGUUGCUGUGCACAGACGACGACCUGAAGAGCAUUCACAUCCCAUUGGGGCCCCGCAAAAAAAUCAUGGACACCUGUCAGCGACGACUUGAGACCAUAGAUGAGCCAGGCUGCCUCGAGGACACCGAGUUAUGAUCCUAAUGUCUGUUUUUACCUCAUUAAAGGGCCAAUGUUGAAACAACAUAAUAUGAAGCUAAUAAUAAGCAGAUGUUUAUACAAACACAAGUACGUGUGUGUAUUGCAGAUCUAAAAGGAUUGCUGAACGUUGUUGUUACAGCAAUGAUUGUACUAUUAUCUUUCUAAGAUAGUUUAAGUUGCUCAAAAAUAUAUAUAACUGUGGCAAGAAAUGAAAAGAAUAGUGGUAGGAAUAAACAAAUUGUUUAAUAGAUGUAAGAGGUCUAUAAUAAAUGUAGUAACUGAAGGACAUGAGCAGUAAAUAUGCCGCAAUAUGGUAAUAAUUAUGUUAAAAUGUAAUUAGUUAUUAUGUGUCAUGUGGCAAACACAGAGAGCUGAAAUGAGGAUUCUACCUCAUAACACUCUCAGUCUUGUAAUAUUUCGGCCCCCAUGGGGUAAAUGUUUCAGUGCCUGUGCUGUUUGUGCCAGGACGAUUCCAUACAAAAUGUCAUUUUAGACAACUUUUGUAUAUUAUUUGCUAUUUUGUAAGACACAUAAUACUCAGUAUGCAGAACACAAAUGUACCGUAGUUCUUCCUAUCAUGGCUAACAUAAGGGAAUAGAAAUAGAAAUGAAUAAUUAGAAUUUGAAUUCAGUGCUAGAGUUCAUAAGAGGAUAAAAUCAUUUGUUUAGGCAUCAAAAUUUUGUUACACACAAUGUUUACAUGUAUCUGGCCAUAACAAAUGUUUGUGAAGUAUAAAUAUUUGGGUAAGUUAGUUUAAACUGUGAGCUCUUUGAAGUGACCAGUUAUUAUUGUCAGUAAACAGGUCUGCAAAAGAACAGGUUUUUUACAUGUAUUUACCCAAUAUCUUCAUUUAAUUUAUUACCAUAAACAACACUCCCAGCUGUUUACGUUUAUGUUUUAUAAC